GUCAGGGUUGAAAGGGAAGGGGUCACCAGAAACAUGGCUGCCCCCCAAGAUGACAUGUUUUCUUUCUGCGUGGACCCCGGCAAAGUUAGCAACUGCGUAGAAGUCAAAUUCAUCGACAAAGUCAAGGGCAAGGGUCUCUUCGCCAAAAGGAGCAUCAAGAAGGGAGAGAGCAUUUUCAUCGAGCGGCCUCUUGUCUCUGCCCAGUUCCUGUGGAAUGCUUUGUACAAAUACAGAGCCUGUGAGUACUGCCUCCGUGCUCUUGAGACGGCGGAGGAAAAUGCGAGGAGGCUCAGCGGCGUCCCGGGGCUCAGCCUUCCUCACCCAGAGCUCUGCAGCGUUCGACCUGAGCUGCACCAAGCCUGUCCGCAGUGCCAGGUUAUGUAUUGUAGCAGUGAGUGCCGACAAGCCGCAGCAGACCAGUACCAUCGGGUUUUAUGUCUAGGUGCCUCCCAGGAGGAUCCAGACCACCCGAUCAACAAGCUGAAAGAUGCAUGGAGGAGUAUGCACUAUCCCCCAGAGACAUCCAGCAUCAUGCUUAUGGCCAGAAUGGUGGCCCUCGUUAAACAGGCCCAAGACAAAUCACGUUGGCAGAGGCUUUUUUCUCAGUUCUGCAGCCGUGCUGCCAAUGAGGAAGAGGAGAUAGCCCACAAGCUCCUGGGCGAGCAGUUCAGAGGACAGUUGGCCUUGCUACAAAGCCUUUUUACAACAGCACUUUAUGAUGAUCAUCUCAAUCGGUGGUUUACUCCUGAGGGUUUCCGCGCCCUGUUCUCUCUUGUGGGGACCAACGGACAGGGAAUAGGCACCAGUUCUUUAAGUCAGUGGGUCCAUGCCUGUGAUGCACUUGAGCUUCCUGGCCAGCAGAGGGAGCAUUUGGAUUCCUUUAUCGACCAGCUGUACAAGGACAUAGAGAAAGAGACGGGAGACUUUCUGAACUGUGAGGGUUCUGGACUUUUCCUGCUUCAAAGCGCAUGUAACCACAGCUGCAUACCAAACGCAGAGGCAUCUUUCCCGGACAACAAUUUCCUGCUUCACCUCAGUGCCCUUAGUGACAUCAACCCAGGAGAGGAAAUCUGUAUCAGUUACUUGGACUGCUGCCAGCGUGACCGAAGCCGUCAUAGCAGACACAAAAUUCUGAGGGAGAACUACCUGUUCAUCUGCUCAUGUCCAAAGUGCGUCUCUCAAAUGGAUGAGCUGGAUCUGACAUCGGAGGAGGAAGAGGAGGGCGAGGCAGAGGGAGAAACUGAGGGCGAUGAGAUGGAAGAUGAGAUGACAGAUGUCUGAUGAAAGACUUGCCCCCGUUGUUCUCAGCCCCUGUCAUUCCUGCCACCACACUAAGUAACCAUGAAGCCUAGCACAGUGAAGACCAGCCUCAAGCAUGAUUUGCAUAUCACCAAAACUAUUCACGUUUGGUUGUGUAAUGAAAACAAAUUAAUUAUAAAAGUACUGCAACCACUCUGUGCCCAGAGUUCAUAGAUCUGCCACAAAAAGUUUUCCCAGAAUUGAUGGAAGUGUGGCUAUGCAUCUGACCAAGUCCACAAAUUGCAGCUCAGAGGAACGCUUAUUCUUUCUCAGGUUUUUGCUCUGCUUUAUAAGAUGUUUCUUACAAGACUAUGCAUUCUGUGUCGGAGAGGCUUUUAUUCAUCUUCCAUAACAUGCGGUUACCUAAUUGUAAUUACAGUUCUGUCAUAUAUGGAAGAUAUCCAGCAAUUAAAUAAAUUACUGUUCAGUAUUUAUAAUAUGACCUGUAGGUAAGGUUAAGCUUUACAGUAAUAUAGAGACCUUGAGUGGAAAAUUGCUUUGUCAGUAACUGUUUGCCCUUUAUUGAAAACUGUUCAGCUACAGCUCUACAUGGGUGAAACUGCUGCUACUGCCCACACAUGAAUCAAUUGCUCAACAAUGACUGUAAUCAUAAAUCCCAAUAUUUUCAGUGUUGUUAGACAAAGAUGGAAAAUAUUGAAUGCGUAACCCCAAUUAUCUCCUGUGGCAUUCAGAGCAAUGGCACAAGAGAGCAUGACUUCUGAAUUCAUGCAAGUAGUCUUGUAUCAUAAGUGUCAUCGUAUCACAACAGCAAAUGGGGCCAUUUUUGCUAUUUUGACAUAAACCAUUGAAUCUGA
Messenger RNA from Myripristis murdjan (pinecone soldierfish), 2114 nucleotides. RefSeq names its product SMYD family member 5 (gene smyd5). Lineage: Eukaryota; Metazoa; Chordata; Actinopteri; Holocentriformes; Holocentridae. The coding region runs from base 34 to 1281 and encodes 415 amino acids. Gene Ontology annotation, molecular function: protein binding; histone H4K20 methyltransferase activity. Gene Ontology annotation, biological process: negative regulation of gene expression, epigenetic. The record is from RefSeq and is a predicted model, not a curated record. The transcript has 13 exons.